CAACCCCCUAAACAACAAUCCUUCACUUCAAAAUGUCCUCAUCAACUCAGUCCAAAAUCGCUAUGGCAAAAACAGUUGUGUCCACCAUCGGAUCCGUAGCUGCGGCUUCGAUGGUUGCGCGCAGCGUGGCUCGCGAAUACCUGCCUGCUGAAUUCCAAGACUACCUCUAUUUCGGCCUCCGCAACUUCAUCAACAAGUUAUCCAGACAGUUGACGAUGGUGAUCUACGAAUUCGACGGGUUUCAAGAAAACGAGAUAUAUAAGGCCACAGAACUCUACCUUGGCUCCAUAAUAUCUCCUGAUAUCCACCGUUUGAAAAUCACCAAAAACUCUAGCGAGAAAAACAUUAAUGUUGCUAUGGAGAUCAAUGAUGAGUUUAUUGAUGUAUACAAUGGUGUCAAGUUCAAGUGGUGUUUGGUUUCUAAGAAGUAUCCAACAAUAGAGUAUCAUAAUUAUGAUGAUAUGAAUGGAGGGUCUACUACCAGAUCGGAUCAACGAUCGUUGGAGCUCACGUUUCAUCGCAAACAUAAAGAUAUGGCGUUGAACGAGUACUUGCCGUUUAUACUUAAUGAUUCUAAAGCAAGGAAGCAAGAGGAGAAGACGGUGAAGAUAUUCACCCUUGAUACGUACCAAAGAUCGGUGUGGACGUCGGUGAAUCUAGACCAUCCGGCGACAUUUGCCACUUUGGCGAUGGAGACGGAUGUGAAGGAGAAGGUGAUGAAGGAUUUGGAUAGGUUUGUUAAGAGGAGAGAGUAUUAUCGGAAAGUCGGGAAGGCGUGGAAGAGAGGGUACUUGUUGUAUGGCCCGCCAGGGACAGGGAAAUCAAGCCUCAUCGCGGCCAUGGCGAAUUACUUGAAAUUUGAUAUAUAUGACUUGGAGUUGACUGAUAUUCGGUCAAAUUGUGACUUGCGGAGGUUGUUGGUGGCAACGGCAAACCGGUCAAUAUUGGUGGUGGAGGACAUUGAUUGCUCGGUGGAGCUACAUGAUAGAGAGGAUGCGGAAGCGCCUAUGCCAUUAGUUCAAGAAAACCACCCAAACUACCCGUAUGGAUCACGUGGUUACCACGUGGAACACGGGGUAACAUUAUCAGGAUUUCUUAACUUUAUUGACGGUUUAUGGUCAAGUUGUGGUGAUGAAAGAAUCAUCAUAUUUACCACAAACCGGAAAGAGAAACUUGACCCUGCACUGCUUCGACCUGGUCGUAUGGACGUUCACAUCCACAUGUCAUAUUGCACUCCGAGUGGGUUCCAAUUGCUAGCGUCAAACUAUCUUGGUAUCACACAACACAAACUUUUUGAAGAAAUCGAGGUUUUGAUUGGUGAGGUGGAGGUUACCCCGGCUGAGGUAGCAGAGCAACUACUCAAGGAUGAUGAUCCAGACAUUGCUCUUGGCGGACUCAUUGAGUUUUUCCAUUUGAAGAGGAAGGAGAAUCAAGAGGCUGAAGAAAAAGCAAAAAAGAAACAACAAGCAUUGGCUUCGAAAGAGAGUGAAAAGAAACAAGAAAUAGAAACCAAUGAUGUUGUUUUGGAACAAUCGUAUGAGAAUAUUGGGUAUUAACUAUUUCGAAACACAAAAUGGUUCAGUUCUAGAAACGCUUAAUUGGUUCACAUCAGUGUAAAGUCCAUCACGUGAGAGAUAAAUCAAGUUAAUCAAGCCGUAUGUUACACUAUGUGAUUUCACCUUUACCGCCUUCAAGGCUUGAGAGCCGGUGUCUUCUAUGUCGCCACCAGCCCACCAAUUCUGCUGUCUCGAGUGUUAUACAAUGAUUGAUGUAUUGUUGAUUGAUAUAAAGUUCAAUGCUUUUUAAAUUGUAACUUCUCGAUUUCAUUUGUGAAUUUUCUAUCAUGAAUCAAAAUGUGAGACUCUUAGUAAUAAAAAAUUUAAGUUGUUUGUGUA
Messenger RNA from Helianthus annuus (common sunflower), 1895 nucleotides. Its product is annotated as AAA-ATPase At3g50940. The transcript has a single exon. Gene Ontology annotation, molecular function: ATP binding; ATP hydrolysis activity. The coding region runs from base 33 to 1556 and encodes 507 amino acids. The record is from RefSeq and is a predicted model, not a curated record. Lineage: Eukaryota; Viridiplantae; Streptophyta; Magnoliopsida; Asterales; Asteraceae.